This is a messenger RNA of Emys orbicularis (European pond turtle), 1869 nucleotides long. RefSeq names its product epsin 2 (gene EPN2). The record is from RefSeq and is a predicted model, not a curated record. Gene Ontology annotation, biological process: endocytosis. Lineage: Eukaryota; Metazoa; Chordata; Testudines; Emydidae. The transcript has 9 exons. Gene Ontology annotation, cellular component: plasma membrane; clathrin vesicle coat; endosome. Gene Ontology annotation, molecular function: phospholipid binding; clathrin binding.
CUUUGAAGUUUUUGAAGUUUGUCUUAUUAAAAGGGGAAAAAAAUGACGACUUCGUCUAUUAGACGGCAAAUGAAAAACAUUGUGAACAAUUAUUCAGAGGCUGAAAUAAAAGUUCGGGAAGCAACUUCCAAUGACCCCUGGGGUCCUUCUAGUUCCUUAAUGACUGAAAUAGCAGAUCUGACUUACAAUGUGGUAGCCUUUUCUGAAAUUAUGAGCAUGAUCUGGAAACGGCUGAAUGACCAUGGCAAAAACUGGCGGCAUGUGUAUAAGGCCCUUACUCUGUUAGAUUACCUGAUUAAAACAGGCUCUGAGAGGGUGGCACAGCAAUGUAAAGAGAAUAUUUUUGCUAUUCAAACACUGAAGGACUUCCAGUAUAUCGAUCGAGAUGGUAAGGACCAGGGCAUCAAUGUAAGGGAGAAGUCCAAGCAGCUGGUGUCUCUUCUGAAGGAUGAUGAGCGACUCAAGACAGAGAGGGCCCAAGCCCUGAAGACCAAAGAGCGUAUGGCUCAGGUGGCCACUGGAGUUGGUAGUAACCAGAUCACAUUUGGCCGAGGUUCCAGUCAGCCUAAUCUAUCCACUAGCUAUUCAGAGCAAGAAUAUGGCAAAUCUGGAGGCUCUCCUGCAUCUUACCAUGGCUCGUCUACAUCCCCUCGAGUUUCUUCAGAGCUAGAGCAAGCACGACCUCAGACAAGUGGAGAGGAAGAGCUCCAACUGCAGCUUGCAUUAGCAAUGAGCAGAGAAGUUGCAGAGCAGGAGGAGCGCCUCCGACGCGGAGAUGAUCUGAGAUUACAGAUGGCUCUGGAGGAGAGUCGCAGAGACACAAUUAAAAUCCCCAAAAAGAAGGAGUGUAGUCCUCUUUAUUAAAGCUUAAAAAACAUUUCUUCCCCACAGCACACAACUUUGUUGGAUCUCAUGGAUGCACUGCCCUCAUCAGCACCAGCCCCUCAGAAAACCGAAACCUGGGGACCCACAGCUGGAGCAAACCAAACAGACCCCUGGGGAGGAUCUGCAGCUACAGCUACCACCUCUGACCCAUGGCAAUCAUUUGGUGCCAAGCCAGCUACUUCUGUUGAUCCAUGGGGAGCACCAACUGGAUCCACUACUCAGUCUCUCUCCAAAAAUGUAGACCCGUGGGCUCCUUCUCAGUCAUCCUCUGUAGCAACAAAAGCUACUGUAGAUCCGUGGGGACCAGCAGCUGCAAACAAACCUAUUUCCACUUCUGGAAGCACAUCGUUCGACCUUUUCAGUAAUUUGAAUGGUACAGUUAAAGAUGACUUUUCUGAAUUUGACAACCUUCGAAAUUCCAAAAAAACAGCCGAGUCGGGUUCCACUUUGUCAUCCCAGCAUAGUGGUACAACAAGUCCUGAUCUCUUUGAUUCUCAGUCCACGAACAUGACAUCAAGCAAACAAAGUGCAGCUCGGAAAACCCCAGAGUCUUUCUUGGGGCCCAAUGCAGCUUUGGUGAAUUUGGAUUCAUUGGUGUCUAAGCCACCACAGCCUGUUCCGUCAUUGAAUCCGUUCUUAGCUCCAGGGACAGCUACAGCACCAACUCCAAUCAACCCCUUCCAAGUGAAUCAGCCCCAGCCCCUCACACUAAAUCAGAUGAGAGCAAGUCCCGUGAUGGGCACAAGUCCUUCUUUUAAUGCUGUGCCAGCAAUGAGCAUGGAGCCAAUACCUCUGUCUUCCAUGGCACCAGUGGCUGUGGGAAUGGCGCCGUUACCAGCUAUGGGCACCAUGGCAUCUAUCACUCGAAUGGGCCAGGGGAUGAACAUGAGCAUUGCAGGAUCAAUGACCCAGCCUCUUCAUAGUACGGGAAUCCCUCCAUCGGCAUCCCAGCCCACAAAUACAACUAACCCUUUCCUCCUAUAA